CGGGUCGCCGCCACUCCCCGGCCUCAACAGUUGUUGUCAAAUCAAUUUUUAUGAUGCGUUGAACUGCACAGCCAGCCUGUCGGACGGCAGGACCAGCCAAGACUGCCGUGAGCGUGUGAAAUUAUUGCAGGAGCGUGAUAGGCUAGUUGAAAUGCAUUACGCCAAUUUCGUAUCAAUUGUGGACCGACUCGACUGCACCGACACCUACUCAGUGAUUUAUACUUGCUCUCAAUGUAAGGAGGCGUACCACGACUGGCUGUGCGCCAUGUACGUCCCGUUCUGCGGGUCCGAGGGCCGCCGGCUGCGGCCGUGUCGCAGCCACUGUCAGCGCGUGCAGCGCGUCUGUCCAUUCUUCCUGCCGUCGGAGAGAAAAUCGGCCGCCACGCAGUACGCCGGCGAGCCCGCCUUCUUCUGCGACGACCCCGACAUUCCGGACAUACCACCGUUCACCACCGGCUCCACGUACGGCGACCCGGACUGCUGUUACCACUCGUGCUGUGUGCGGCCCGACCAGCCCGAGUGUAGUGCGGACACGUGCAGCGCGGCGGCCGCCUGUCCGGGCCAGGCGGGGCCGCCGCCGCCGCCGCCGCCCGCCGCCCCCGCCUCCGCCGGCGCCUGGGCGGUGCGCUUCAAUCAGCUGCAGAGACACUCGCCGGCGGCCAAGGAGGCGUACCACGACUGGCUGUGCGCCAUGUACGUCCCGUUCUGCGGGUCCGAGGGCCGCCGGCUGCGGCCGUGUCGCAGCCACUGUCAGCGCGUGCAGCGCGUCUGUCCAUUCUUCCUGCCGUCGGAGAGAAAAUCGGCCGCCACGCAGUACGCCGGCGAGCCCGCCUUCUUCUGCGACGACCCCGACAUUCCGGACAUACCACCGUUCACCACCGGCUCCACGUACGGCGACCCGGACUGCUGUUACCACUCGUGCUGUGUGCGGCCCGACCAGCCCGAGUGUAGUGCGGACACGUGCAGCGCGGCGGCCGCCUGUCCGGGCCAGGCGGGGCCGCCGCCGCCGCCGCCGCCCGCCGCCCCCGCCUCCGCCGGCGCCUGGGCGGUGCGCUUCAAUCAGCUGCAGAGACACUCGCCGGCGGCCAAGGGUCCGGCCUGGCUCGGUCUGGGUCCGGUCUGGCUCAGUCCGGGUCCAGUUUUCCUCGGCCAGGGUCCAGUUUCCCUCGGCCAGGGUCCGGCCUGA
Messenger RNA from Amphibalanus amphitrite, 1186 nucleotides. RefSeq lists its product as uncharacterized. The transcript is spliced from 6 exons. The record is from RefSeq and is a predicted model, not a curated record. NCBI's taxonomy places the organism in Eukaryota, Metazoa, Arthropoda, Thecostraca, Balanomorpha, Balanidae. Gene Ontology annotation, cellular component: plasma membrane. Gene Ontology annotation, molecular function: stretch-activated, monoatomic cation-selective, calcium channel activity; protein binding. Gene Ontology annotation, biological process: calcium ion import across plasma membrane. The coding region runs from base 152 to 1186 and encodes 344 amino acids.